CGUCCCGAGGGCGGGUGGCCGCCAUUGGUGGGAUGAGCAAUCCGAGUUCCCGGAUGAGGGAACAUUCUGCGGUAUAAAGGGAGCAGGGAAGGCGGGAGACAGCGCAGUUUGAAUCGCGGUGCGACGACGGAGUAGGUGUCCGGGGCCUCGCCGUGCGUCCGACUAGCCUUUUCUCUGCCUUGCUUGCGUGAGCUUCAGCAGAAUUCGAGAUGGCUGGUGGUAAGGCUGGGAAGGACUCCGGAAAGGCCAAGACAAAGGCGGUUUCCCGCUCGCAGAGAGCCGGCUUGCAGUUCCCAGUUGGCCGUAUUCAUCGACAUCUGAAAUCUAGGACAACCAGCCACGGACGUGUGGGAGCGACCGCCGCUGUGUACAGCGCAGCCAUCCUGGAGUAUCUCACCGCUGAGGUACUUGAGUUGGCAGGAAAUGCAUCAAAAGAUUUAAAGGUAAAGCGCAUUACCCCUCGUCACUUGCAACUUGCUAUUCGUGGAGAUGAAGAAUUGGACUCUCUCAUCAAGGCUACCAUUGCUGGUGGUGGUGUCAUCCCCCACAUCCACAAGUCUCUUAUUGGGAAGAAAGGACAACAGAAGACUGUCUAAAGGAUGCCUGGAUUCCUUGUUAUCUCAGGACUCUAAAUACUCUUAACAGCUGUCCAGUGUUGGUGAUUCCAGUGGACUGUAUCUCUGUGAAAAAACACAAUUUUGCCUUUUUGUAAUUCUAUUUGAGCAGGUUGAAAGUUUAAUUAGCUUUCCAACCAACCAAAUUUCUGCAUUCGAGUCUUAACCAUAUUUAAGUGUUACUGUGGCUUCAAAGAAGCUAUUGAUUCUGAAGUAGUGGGUUUUGAUUGAGUUAACUGUUUUUAAAAAACUGUUUGGAUUUUAAUUGUGAUGCAGAAGUUAUAGUAACAACAUUUGGUUUUGUACAGACAUUAUUUCCACUCCAGUGGAUAAGCUCAAUAAAGGUCAUAUCCCAAAGUA
Molecule: messenger RNA, 974 nt
Organism: Dipodomys spectabilis (banner-tailed kangaroo rat)
Lineage: Eukaryota; Metazoa; Chordata; Mammalia; Rodentia; Heteromyidae
Product: histone H2A.Z
Exons: 5
Coding region: 210-596 (128 amino acids)
Cellular component (GO): nucleosome
Molecular function (GO): protein heterodimerization activity; DNA binding; structural constituent of chromatin
Source: RefSeq, a predicted model, not a curated record